Rotaria sp. Silwood1 is the source of this 609-nucleotide messenger RNA. The record is from the annotation of a GenBank genome assembly. Lineage: Eukaryota; Metazoa; Rotifera; Eurotatoria; Philodinida; Philodinidae.
AUGCUACUUCGAAUGGCCGAUGUUCAACAAGAUGAAACACAAUUGAAUCUAUAUCGUUGUUUGGGUAAAUUGAUGCCAAAACCAGAUAUUAAAACGAUGGAAACUCCCAGUAAACUUGCGUCUAUAUACCUUAAAUUUCUUACAAAUACAAUUGAUGAUCCGAAGAAAAUGGAACGCUUCUAUAGUGUAUUACAAAAUUUUGUUCAACAUGAUCAAGUCAAAGUCGAAUUAAUAAAACAAAAUGUAUUUCCCAUAUUUAUGCGAUGUAUCACUGAAACUAAAUCUGAUCUGAUUAAAGUACAAACAAUAGUUCUCGAAAUUCUUCUUGCACUUUCGUUCAAUAAUGAUGCCUUAACGAUUCUCAGAAAAGAUACAGAUUUUAUGACACAAAUUCGAAAUCUAGAAAGUAAUACUAAUUUGGAUAAAUCAAAUUUACAACGAGCUGCUGAAGGUCUUCUUUGGAAAUUAGACAAAGAAGGUGAAACCGUUGCUAAAUCGACAACUUUAAAAUCGUAUCAAUAUGAUAUUAUGAUAAGUUAUUCACAUAGCGAUCGACAAUUAUGUUAUCAAAUUCAUGAAAGACUUUUCGAGAUUGAUUUCAUGUUUUGA